UGCAAGAUGGUGGAGCCACCGCUUAGUAGAGGAUACAUUUUUCAUGAGAAAAAAACUACGUUUUUUUAACCGAAAUAUAACUAAAACUUGAUACAAUUUUCUUUAGCAAAUACUUUACAGUCCUGUGCUCAGACAUGACAGAGUGUAUUUUAUGAUUCACCAGACAUUCUACUCACGGUAAAGUGUUACUGUACACGCAUUCAUUUGAUUAUGUCAUGGAGGUGGUACAAAAUUAUGAAAUUAAACCAUAAAUUUGUUUUACAUUAAAAUAAAAGGUGUAUGUAACUUAAUUGUCCGUUUUGAAAUGGCAAUGCCACUGCCAGAGUCUGGAGUUGAUCUCGAGUAUGAUCUUGAACUCGACGAUGAUGACGGGGCUUUCGAUCUUUUUGGAGAACUGAGACAAAAUUUGUGCUCAACCUUGCAACAAACAUAUUUGGAAGGCAACUGUGAAGGGUCUGUUUCUUCAAUAACUUCCGGGCCAGGAUCAGCAGAGGUUGGGUUCAGCCUAGCUGAAGAAGAUAUCAGUCAGUCUGGUGCAUUUUCAAACUCAAGCUAUUAUGAGUUGCGAAGUACACCAGUUGAAAGUUCCAUACUGCAGAAAGAGUUUUCACCUGGCGCCAUGUCUACAAGGACAAAUUUUAAGCAGGAGCUUAUGCGCCAGCAGAUCCAAGACAUGGACAAACGAGAACAAAGUCUGCCGUGCUCAUCUCCAAUGCUGACCUCACCUGCUAUAGACCUUCCCAAGCUUUCUACCAUCCCAGAAGUUCCUACAAAUGUUCUAAAGGUGACCACCAAACUUGAGAACCCGACGCGGUAUUACAUCAAGCAAUCCCAAAAGCGUCAAGUUGAACAGUAUCUGUCAGCUUCUGCAUCGCAAUCAAGAAUGUCUCCUCAUUUACUCAAUUGCAGCCCUACUUCAAAUUCCCCAUCACGCAAACAGAGUGGAUCAAUCUCCAGUGUACCCAACAGUCCCAUGUCAACUACGCAAGAGGUGGAUGAUAUUUUAGAUGAAGUGAUAAGUUUGGAAUCAAGCAUAGGAGAAGAUGCACUUAGUCAAUACCUUCAAGACCCGGUAAUGAUGCCAUCUACGAUGCCAGUACACACAUAUCUAGACCAGUUGAGUCCUACUGGUGGUAUGACACCUGCUGCUGUUCCUACUCAGUCAGUCUCAUGCCCAGCUGACCUGAACCAAAUCAAGCAAGAACCUUUUCAAGAGCAAGUACGAGCUAUAGCUAAAGAACGACAGAAGAAGGACAAUCACAACAUGAUUGAGAGAAGAAGACGCUUUAACAUCAAUGACAGAAUCAAAGAGUUGGGAACUCUUAUUCCAAAGAACAUUGAUCCUGACCAAAGGCAAAAUAAAGGAACCAUUCUCAAAUGCUCUGUUGAUUACAUCAUGAAACUGCAAAAGGAACAGACACGUUUUAAGGCUGCAGAAGAGCGUCAGAAGAAACUUCAAUCAGUUAAUCGACGAAUGAUGCUUAGGAUUCAAGAGUUGGAAAUGCGAUGCAAGCAAUUCAAUAUUCCAAGCACUGCUCUUAGUGAGGAGACAAAGACAGAAAAUAUAGCCGGUGAAUUUAUGCGUCUCCAGAGCAAUGAUCUUGAUUUGAACAUUAAAGGUGAAAAAUCUGAGAUGAAAGAGAAUGGUGGCAACAUUUACAGAGCAGCUACUUUUGCUACUGAAGGCAGCUUUGGAAACUCAAGAACUGCAAAUAUGUUACAGAACAAAUCAAGUAUCGAGGAAAUGAUGGACGAUAAUACUUUGCACACUGGAGUGGAUCCACUAUUGUGCCAAUCUUCACCAAUUGCCUCUUUACAUAGCAGUAGACGAAGCAGUCUGACAAGCAUGGAUGAUACACAGUCCGAGCUUCCACCAUCUAAUUUCCUCUCAUGAGUUUAAAAGUCUAGAAGUCUGCUGGUCAGACGAUGGCUACAUUCAAAGACUGCAUGCUUAUCUUGGCAACAUGGAUUUACAGGAGUAGUAGAAUCUUACUUUGUGUCAAGUGAACAAAACAAUUUUAAAGGCAAUAGACACCUUAGGUGAUUGUCAAAUACCAAUCUUCUCAUUUGGUGUAUCUCAACAUAUGUAUAAAAUAACAAACUUGUGGAAAUUUGAACACAAUUGGUCGAAGUUG
Messenger RNA from Asterias rubens (European starfish), 2135 nucleotides. RefSeq names its product microphthalmia-associated transcription factor-like. Gene Ontology annotation, cellular component: nucleus. The transcript has 8 exons. NCBI's taxonomy places the organism in Eukaryota, Metazoa, Echinodermata, Asteroidea, Forcipulatida, Asteriidae. Gene Ontology annotation, molecular function: RNA polymerase II cis-regulatory region sequence-specific DNA binding; protein dimerization activity; DNA-binding transcription factor activity, RNA polymerase II-specific. The record is from RefSeq and is a predicted model, not a curated record. Gene Ontology annotation, biological process: regulation of transcription by RNA polymerase II. Bases 305 to 1894 code for a protein of 529 amino acids.